Molecule: messenger RNA, 3016 nt
Organism: Salvia miltiorrhiza (redroot sage)
Lineage: Eukaryota; Viridiplantae; Streptophyta; Magnoliopsida; Lamiales; Lamiaceae
Product: putative late blight resistance protein homolog R1B-23
Exons: 1
Coding region: 163-2886 (907 amino acids)
Biological process (GO): defense response to other organism
Molecular function (GO): ADP binding
Source: RefSeq, a predicted model, not a curated record
UUUGAACCUAGUCAGAAACCAUCAAGAUUGGCACCAAAAAUACGACUAAUUAAGAUCGAGUUGCUAGCCAUUGUGUUAGUAUAAGAAGCUCAAUUAAGUCUAUCAAAUUCUUAUCCAAAAUUCUCAUAAUUAUACUCUAUUUCCCUUCAACUGAUAUCGAUCAUGGCAGCCUACGCAGCUUUGGUUUCUCUAAUGCAUAUCAUAGACGACAUCGAGCGCCAUCAUUCCCCUCCAAUUUCUCUCAGCAAACAACAAGUUCAAUCUCUCACUGAAAAUGUCACGUUCUUGCAGGAGUUUCUCGAAGCUUAUAUCUCCCCUGUUUCCGACGGCGACGAAGCAGAUCCAUUGGAGAUGCGUAUUGCAGAUGCAGCUUACGCGGCAGAACACGCCAUCGAAUCUCAUAUCGUGGCCAAGAUUCAGCUGAGCAGAUCCAAAGAAACCAUUUGCAGCCGCUUCUUCAGCUGCUUUCGAGGGGCAGAGGAUCCAAAAACUGUCUCACCAAAUCAUGAUGAUGAUGAAGAGAUGAACUUGUAUCAAGAUGUGCAAAAUGUGAUACAAGAAAUGGAUGAGAUCAAGAGUUUGGCGAUGCAGAGGAAUACAGAGAAGGUGGUGCUCCAUGAUAAAAGGCGCAGCUUCGUCUCUGCUCCUUCUUCCACUGGGAAGAACAGUAGUGGCACGGUGGUGUGGUCCGAGGGUGUCGUGAAUGGCAUCUUGGAAAGGCUCGUUGCGGACCAACACGAACGCCAAGUCAUCCCGAUCACAGGAAUGGGCGGGAUAGGUAAGACCACUCUUGCCAAAACUGUUUAUUCGAAGCCAAUUAUUGAGCAUCGUUUUGAUAUUCGUGCAUGGGCUACUAUUUCUCAACAAUACAACACAAGAGAAAUUCUUUGUGAACUUGUUUCUCAAGCCACUAAACAAUACAAGGAACAGUUGAGUGAAAGGAGUGAAGAUGAACUAGGAUUAGAGCUCUAUCAGUAUUUGUCAGGUAGAAGGUUUCUAAUUGUGAUGGAUGAUAUGUGGAGCAUCGAUGCAUGGGAUAGGAUACAACGUUUCUUUCCUGAUAAUGAGAAUUGUAGUCGGAUAUUAGUGACGACUAGGCUUUCACACCUGAGUUCCCAAUUGAACAACAAUUAUAUUCAAAUGGAAUUUUUAGAUGAGGUUAGAAGCUGGGAACUUUUCUCCAAAAUUGUGUUUGGGGUUGGGAGUUGCCCUCAUAAGUUAGAGAAAAUGGGAAAGGAAAUUGUAGAGCACUGUAGAGGACUUCCUUUAUCAAUUGUUGUGGUGGGGGGUAUUUUGAAAAAUAUGGAACACACUCUAGGAGGUUGGGAAUCAAUUAGGAAGAACUUAACUUCAAUAGUGAAUUUGGAGAAUGAUAAGCAUUGCUUGAAAGUGUUGAAAAUGAGCUAUAAUCAUUUGCCAAUUUAUUUAAAGCCAUGUUUUUUGUAUAUGGGAGUGUUUGAGGAGGAUGAUUCGGUUAAAGUCUCAACACUCGUGAAGCUAUGGGUUUCGGAAGGAUUUCUAAAGCCAGUGAAUGGCAAAAGUUUGGAAACUAUUGCCAUAGAGUUCUUAAAGGACUUGGUUGAUAGAAAUCUCAUUCUAGUUGGUGAAGAGGGGUCUACUGGAAACAUAAAAUUAGUCAAAAUUCAUGAUUUGUUGAGGGAUUUAUGCUUAAAUGAGGGCAAGAGAGAUGGGUUCUAUCAUGUGAUAGGGCAAUCUAGUCCUCGUGGCAGAAGUAGCCAACGCCGCGUUAUUAUACGUAGGAGCACUCCCAAGAAAAUAGUCCUUGAUGACUUGCAAUCUAUGCCAUGUGCUCGUUCCGUUGUCAGUGAAUAUGGGAAAGUCCCGGGGAGUAAGAACUCUGGACUGCUUAGAACAUUGCAUGCAUAUAAGUUUCGUUAUUAUGAUGAUGAAAGCUAUGUGAUCAAGUCCCUUGCGUCUCAGUAUGUUAACCUGCGCCACCUUGCUGUUGAAGUUGGUAGCAUGUCCUCGAUCUUUUCCUCCUUCAGCCGCCUCUGGAAUCUACACACAUUGAUCGUUUCUUGUGAGAAGGAAUUCACUGCACCUGCUGAGAUAUGGAGAAUGCCUCAACUUAGGCAUAUUGAAAUGACUGAAAGAAGUUUUUGUCUUCCAGAACCUUCGAGUGAUGAUGUCGUCAUCAUGGAGAAUCUACAGGUGCUUGAGCGAGUGCGUAAUUUCAAGUGCAGUGAAGAGGUGGUCAAGAGAAUUCCCAAUAUCAAAAAAUUGGGGAUGCAGUAUCUUGGGGGCGAGGGGAUCGAGCAUGAUGAUUAUUAUUGUCUGAGCAAUAUCGAACGUCUGUGUAAAUUGGAAUCUCUCUACAUAUCGUGUUGGUAUGAUUUUAGAGUUUCUUUGUAUGUGCUCACAUUCCCCCAAAGCCUUAAGAAGUUGACUCUUUCCAUGAAUGGUGGCUUUGAAUGGGAAAAGAUGUUGGAAAAGAUAGGUGCAUUGCCCCAUCUCGAGAAGUUCAAAUUGUGGCAGGGAUGCUUUAAAACAGGCAAGUGGGAAAUGGUUGAAGACCAAUUCCCUUCCCUCAAAUACUUGGGAUUGUAUUCAUGUCCUAGUCUGGAGCAUUGGACUGCGGAAGCGAGCUCCAUCUUUCCACGUCUUGAGAAGCUUCAGCUUUUUCAUAUGGAAGAGUUGAAGGAGAUCCCAUCUCAGAUUGGAGAUAUACCCACCCUGCAAAAGAUAUGGAUGACUGAUUGUGGCGAAUCAUCAGUGAGGUGUGCCAAGGAGAUCGUAGACCAACAAGUGGAUUUACAAGGGGAAGUUCAAUUUCAUGUUCAAGUUUGGUUUCCGCGUAAAGACGAAGAAAUGCAGACCUUUGAAGCAUUGCAGAGCUUGGCAGGUCCCAACUUUGAAGUUGUGUAAUAGCUAGCUAGGUUUUACUCCACCACCAUCUCUCUUGUUUUCGUGCGUGCUUAUAUUUUUUAAAUUAUGUGUAAGGCUCUCCAAGAUAUUUGCAUUUGAAUAAGCAUCAAAUUAACAUAUGUUUAAUUAA